Messenger RNA from Hemicordylus capensis (graceful crag lizard), 1269 nucleotides. It is a transcript of the gene RD3L, whose product is annotated as RD3 like. The coding region runs from base 311 to 907 and encodes 198 amino acids. The record is from RefSeq and is a predicted model, not a curated record. Lineage: Eukaryota; Metazoa; Chordata; Lepidosauria; Squamata; Cordylidae. The transcript is spliced from 4 exons.
UCACAUCAUCCAACGGUCUUAACUUUAGCUAGGAGCGCAUCUGGCGUGACUUCAGACUAUCAUUAUUCAUCUGGCUACCGACAAUACCUUCCGAUGCAUUAAGCAGCCAUAACAAGCUUCUGAAAUUGUCAUCUUGCUUUUCCUUUGGAAAAAUCACACACACCACUGCUAAAGGCAAAACUCAAUUCAAAAGAAUGUGAGACAGCUUAUAAAACGGAACAUGCCGGAAUAAAUCUUCACAUCAAGCAAAAGUCAACCACAGCCUGGUUGGCCACAGAUACACGUUUCAAGAAGUACAGUAAUUAUCAAAAUGUCAUUCUUUGGCUGGAUGAAAUGGUCUAAAAGUUUUUCCGAUAAAACUGGACAAUACCCUAGCUCAGAAAUUGUGAAGACCACCCUCCUGAGGGAGCUGAAAUGGCACCUGAAAGAACGAGAACGGCUGAUACAGGAGAUAGAAAAUGAGCAAAAAGAUCAGAAGGCUGGUGUGGAUUACAACUGGCUCAGGAGCCAACAGAGUCCUCAGAUAACCAUCCCAGCAACUGAACAAAGACAGCUUGAAGUCCUUUGCUCUCAAAUCCAGCCUUGUCAAACCGGGAUCAUUCUCAGCAGGUUUCGAGAGGUUCUGGCAGAAAAUGAUGUCUUGCCUUGGGAAAUUGUUUACAUAUUCAAGCAAGUGUUAAAGGAAUUCCUAACCAAUCUUGAAAAGGAAAGUCAGCAGGACAGACAGGCCGACGUUUGGAAUACAAAUUGCUCUGUACACUUUGCAGCGCCUGACGACAAUUCCAGCAAAACAGACAAAGAUGAGAUCCCAACUGUAUCCAGUUAUGUUGACAAAAAUACACAAGGCAUGUUUCCAACGUUCUCCCACAGAAUCUGGAAUCUUCCCUACUACUACCCAUCAAGUUAAGUUUGCCCCUCUUCCCUUGGAUAUCGUCCUCCUUCAGGGAUUCAAAGCUCCAAAGAAAUAAGAAGAUUUACCCGAACCCUUGAUUGCAAGUUCAGUUUAAGCUUUGCACAUAAUGGACAACCCUCCUAGAGUUAGAAUAAUGACUUUUCUAUGCUGUUGUGUAAAAGAACCUUCUAGCUAAACAGAUACCAGAAACCUUUUUCAUGAGAUGUUUAAAGUAUGCUAUUUAUAUUGUUCCUAUAAGCAUGCACAGUAACAAUCCAAGCCACUUGCAUAUUUUAAAACAUGAUCACUGUGAAAAGCAAGGGCUGAUUUCUGUCCUGUAAUCUGUAUUUAUAUAUAUGCAAUCUUUUCAAAAGUUA